Messenger RNA from Fonsecaea nubica, 594 nucleotides. RefSeq lists its product as hypothetical. The transcript has a single exon. Bases 1 to 594 code for a protein of 197 amino acids. The record is from RefSeq and is a predicted model, not a curated record. Lineage: Eukaryota; Fungi; Ascomycota; Eurotiomycetes; Chaetothyriales; Herpotrichiellaceae. Gene Ontology annotation, cellular component: mitochondrion; mitochondrial intermembrane space.
AUGUCCAAACCCACGGCGCCACCCAUAAGCUUGACGCCGCAGUUCUGCUUCAACACCCGCGUUCUGCGGGACUUUCUCCGCCUCUCACGCGCGAGCAUCGACGACAGCAUCUCCACGAACUUGAACGCAUUAAUCACCCCGGCGACCACGUCGCCGUUCGACCCGACUUCGACAUCGAUCCGAAACCCGUCACUGCCAUCCUCGCUCACGAGAGCACCCAUACCUCGAGAAACCAGUCGCACCUUUCUGCACUCCGUCCUGUUCCCCUCGUGGAAUGUGAGGUCGGAUGUGAUAUCUUACUGCACGAGCGUGGCGACGAGUCCGGACCCAAAUGACCCGGAUCUCAUUGAGCGGGAGGCGCUGAAUAGGCGAGACGCCGAGCGGAUCGUGAACGAGCGGCUGGAUCCCUACUCCGGAAGGUUCUUCCCCCGAGAGUCGAGGGCGGAGAUGCUAGCGGAUGUACUGCGGAACGAGAAUGCGGUGGAGAAGAUCGUGAGGACAAGGACGUGGGGCAUAGUGCAGGAACGGUGUGAAGGCGUCGAGGAAGGGUCCUGGGAGGAAGCAGUCAAUUCCUGGAGGGAAGGAAAGCGAUAA